Sungouiella intermedia is the source of this 618-nucleotide messenger RNA. Lineage: Eukaryota; Fungi; Ascomycota; Pichiomycetes; Serinales; Metschnikowiaceae. The record is from the annotation of a GenBank genome assembly.
AUGGCAAAGGCUCCUACACCAAGAGUGAUUUUUGUCCGUCACGGCCAGACAGAAUGGUCCAAAUCGGGCCAGUACACCUCCAUCACCGACUUGGAGCUCACUCCAUUCGGAGUUGUCCAGAUGAGAAACACUGGUAAGCACUUAAUUGGCGCUUCACCUUUCCAAAUCGUGAAGCCACAGAAUUUGAAGUUGGUUUUGACCUCACCUCGUACCAGAGCAAAACAGACUGUUCAAUUAUUAUUGGAAGGUGUGGACGAUUUGACCAGAUCCAAGAUUCCUAUUGAGGAGGAGAACAACUUGAGAGAAUGGGAGUAUGGCGACUAUGAAGGGCUUCUCACGUCCCAGAUUCUUGAUUUGCGCAAGCAGAGAGGCCAUACGGACGACUGGAAUAUUUGGGGUUAUGGAUGUGAGGGAGGUGAGGAUUAUAAACAGGUGACCGAGAGAGUGGACAAGGCCAUUGAACGCAUCAGAGAAGUGCAUGCACAGGCAUUCAAGAACAAUGUUGCAUGUGAUGUGAUAGUGGUGGCCCAUGGCCAUAUCUUGAGAUGUUUCGCUGCCAGAUGGGUGGAUAGACCAAUCAACAUUAACCCCAAUUUAUGUUGGAUGCUGGAGGAGUAG